Messenger RNA from Eublepharis macularius, 936 nucleotides. RefSeq names its product kallikrein-14-like. Gene Ontology annotation, molecular function: serine-type endopeptidase activity. Gene Ontology annotation, biological process: proteolysis. NCBI's taxonomy places the organism in Eukaryota, Metazoa, Chordata, Lepidosauria, Squamata, Eublepharidae. The record is from RefSeq and is a predicted model, not a curated record. The transcript has 6 exons. The coding region runs from base 106 to 921 and encodes 271 amino acids.
GAUCGCAGACACCUUCAGAAAACUGCUCUCCCUGGUCACUGCGUGGCUGUGGCAUCUCUUCCCUUUCUCCAGGAACUGCAGCAUUUCCGAGACGAAAACAUUCACAUGCUGGCACCAACGUGGCUUCCCUGCCAGGCCGUGAGGCUUCUGACUACAGCGCUUUUUCUGCAGGUGGUUUCAGUGGCUGCACAGGAUGAGAGGAUCAUUGGGGGCAAGGACUGCCAAAAACAUAGUCAGCCCUACCAGGUCAUCCUAUCUAACAGCAGAAAAAAUGGGCCAGAUGUUCAGUGUGGAGCAGUCCUGAUAGAGAGGGACUGGGUGGUUACUGCUGCCCACUGUAAUACCCAAGGAGACAUCCACACACGAAUGGGAGACCACAGCCUGAGGGCCCACGAGGGGUCGGAGCAGUGCAUCAUGUCAGCACAGAAAUUCCCACACCCGGGCUAUAACCCCACUACUCACGACAACGACAUCAUGCUGAUACGACUACGCAAUCCUGUCAACAUCAACGAAUAUGUCAGGCCCAUUGUAUUGGCUAGUGAAUGUGCUCCACCUAACACUCGUUGCCUGGUUUCUGGCUGGGGCACUAUCGAGACUCCACAAGCAGAGUUUCCCGACAUCCUGCAGUGUGCGGAGGUCUACACAAUGUCAAAUGAAGAGUGCAGACGGGCAUAUCCUAAUUCAAUCACAGACAACAUGCUGUGCGCCAGUGUGAGGGAAGGGGGUGUGGACUCCUGCCAGGGUGACUCUGGUGGACCUUUGGUGUGUAAUGAUAAACUUCAAGGCAUCGUCUCCUGGGGGAUGCAGAUCUGUGCACAGAAAGGGCAGCCUGGAGUGUAUACCAAUGUCUGCAGAUACACAGAAUGGAUUCGGAACACUAUACAGAGGAACUCAUAUAACCGUGCCAUGGGCACAUGCUAGCGCGAGUGGAGACAA